GCUCCUGAGGGAAAGCCUGUAACUCCGGUGAGGUCCUGAGUCAUGUGGAAACACCGGAAGAAGGCGUGCACGUGCAGGGAAAAGACAGAGUUACGUAAACGCAUGCUUCCUCCUGCAACAGCCUGAGGGGAACUCCAUAUGUGGCCGUACAGGUGUGACACACAUAACGGACACACACACCUGAACACACUUCCACUCAGCACACAACAGAGUCCCAGGAGAAGACGAGAGAGGAUGCUGCUGGGGAGAGGACUGAGGGAGCGCAGGGCGGGGGGGUGUAACAGGGCCUUGCUGGUGUCUGUGGCUCAGUUUGACCCCGGGGUGAGGCUGCGGGGGAGGCCCGGGGCGCAGAGGGACACCAAGAAACUCCACAGAACCCUCAGCAAGCUGGGCUUCAGGGUGGAGAUCCACAGCGACCUGAGCAGUGACCAGAUCUACCAGCUGUUCCUGGAAGAGAGCAGGUGCCCUGUGAAGGACUGUUUUCUCGCCGUCUUGUCGUCUCACGGUGACGAGGGCUGUGUGUUCGGGGCUGACGGGAAACCUGUUCUUCUGUCACGCGUGUUCAACUACUUCGACAACGAGUGCAUGGAGGAAAAGGCCAAAGUGUUCCUGAUACAGGCGUGUCGGGGGGGCGCUCUCGAUGAUGGUGUGGAGGUGGAUUCGGCCGUUGACAUCAGCGAGUGCAGCUUCACUCAGCAUCUGUCUGUUCCUGUAGACACAGCUGUGAUGUACGCCACGGCUCCAGGUUACGGAGCCUUCAUGCACCCUCUGGGCUCGGUCUUCCUGCAGACUUUCUGCACCUUGUUGCAGGAGGAAGGGAACCGUGAGCUGGAGCUGACCCGGCUGAUGACCCGCCUGUCACACAGCGUGGCCUACACCUUCCAGGCCAAAGGAGGCACUCUGGCCGGGAAGAAGGAGAUGCCGUGCUUCAUGACUCGACUGACCAGAGAAGUGUUCCCGUUCGCCUCGACUCAGACUCCUUCCAUCAGCUAGACUGGAACAGGCCUGUCUGCAUGUGUGGACUCAAUGAUCCUUAGCAAGGCUGUGAUCGAAGAGGCCGAAAAAUUCAGAUCCUCCUUUUCUGACCUCUUCUUCACCUCAUUGACAAACCUCAUGGGGUUAAUGAAAGAGGAGAGUCCAUCAGGACCAGAGGUGUAAAGUAACUAAAUACUUUUACUUCAUAGUACUAUUUCCAUUUGAUGUUACUCUGCACUUGUACUCCACUAAAGUUCAGAGGUAAAUGGUGUACCUUUACUCCUACAUGUAUUUAACCCUUUAGUUGCUAGGCAGAUUAGGAUUAAUGAUGGUACAUAUAACCAACCCUUAAAUCAGACUUUAGUUCACCUGCAGUAAAUUCAGCAGCUACCCUGCAGUAUACAAAGCCAUUCAAACCAACCGGGGGUACGGGGACCCUAUGGUACUUGAGGGGAUUGCAAGGGGAACGUAAAAAGAUUAGGGGUUGCAUUUUAUUUUCACACAAAAACAUUUAUUAUUAUUGAAAUUAGGAUUAUUUAUUAAUCCAGUCAUAGAUAAAUAAAAGACACAAAAACUAAAUUAAUUAAUUAAUUAAUUAAUUAAAGCUAAAGUAAAUGAAAA
This is a messenger RNA of Eleginops maclovinus (Patagonian blennie), 1596 nucleotides long. Its product is annotated as caspase-3-like. NCBI's taxonomy places the organism in Eukaryota, Metazoa, Chordata, Actinopteri, Perciformes, Eleginopidae. The transcript is spliced from 4 exons. The coding region runs from base 139 to 993 and encodes 284 amino acids. The record is from RefSeq and is a predicted model, not a curated record. Gene Ontology annotation, molecular function: cysteine-type endopeptidase activity. Gene Ontology annotation, biological process: proteolysis.